Myzus persicae (green peach aphid) is the source of this 1161-nucleotide messenger RNA. RefSeq names its product zinc finger MYM-type protein 5-like. The record is from RefSeq and is a predicted model, not a curated record. The transcript is spliced from 4 exons. Lineage: Eukaryota; Metazoa; Arthropoda; Insecta; Hemiptera; Aphididae. Bases 1 to 1161 code for a protein of 386 amino acids.
AUGAAUAAUAAAAAGAAACGAAGUGGAGCAGAGAAUCGAAGUAUUAAGAAAAAAAAAGCAAAUGAAGACGUACAAUUGUCAAAACAAAUGAAAGACUGGUUUUCUAAAGGUUCUGUUUCAGAUGAAAAAUCGGUUGACUUAGUGUCAAACUUGAAAGAAUAUCAAGAAGAUAAAGAAGAAAAUUCCGGUGAUUCAAAUGACUCAUUUCAUAAUAAGCCAAUAUUAGUAGGUGAAGAAAUUGAAACUUGUGUUAGUUCUAUUACAAUAAAAUCAAGUGAAAUAAUUCAGGAUAUUUCAUCCGAUAUUCAUGAACCUACCCCAUCUUCUUCAACUAGUUUUGAAUCAUUUUUUCAACUUAUAAAUUGUAACGAUCCACCUUCUUGGCCCCCAAUUACGGAUAGCGUUAGAGUUUACCUUGUAACGCAAGAACUUGAUCAAGGUAAAGAUGCUGAUUUUAGUAAAUCUAUGUCAGACGAUGGUCGUCGAUUUUCCCCUUAUUGGUUUAAAAAAACUUUACCGAACAAUGAAGUUAUAGACAGAAAUUGGUUGAUUUAUUCUAAAAAUAGUAAAGCCGUAUUCUGUUUUCCAUGCUGUUUAUUUAAAUCAAAUACCUUAAAAACAGCAAGUAUUGCAUGUACAAACGAGGGUUUUUCGGAUUGGAAAAAUAUUAAUCGUAUUUUAGAUCACGAGAAAUCGGCUGAUCAUAGAAAUCAUUUCUUACAAUGGAAAUCUCUUGAAAAUAGGUUGAAAAACUCUCAAUGCAUUGACGAUAAAUUACAAAAGGCGAUUUUGCUAGAAAAAGAUCGAUGGCGUCAUAUACUUCGUAUAAUUUUAGAUGCAAUUUUAUUUUGCACAAAAAAUAAUUUAGCAUUUAGAGGAUCGAGCACAACAGUAGGAAAUAAACAUUCUGCAAAAUAUUUUUCUUUGCUGUUUGACUGCACUCCCGACGUGUCACAUAAUGAACAAAUGGCUGAAGUGAUUCGUUAUGUUGAUAUUGACAAUGGAAAAAUUACAGUUGAAGAAAGUUUUAUAGAUUUCAUAAACACGGAGGAAAAAACUGGGGACGGGUUGGCUAUGGAAAUAUUAACAAAAUUAAAAGCUGAUGAACUUGAUGUACAAAAUCCACAUUCAUUCCAUGCGCUGCUCACUGCCUUAACUUAA